AUGAACAAGGCCAUGAGGAAGGAGAGUGGUAAGAAGCUUGUGGGCAGGGCAGCAGCAAGGGCUCUCGUGUGGCUUCUGCUUCCUGUCCUUGUCUUCGUCGUGCUCAACUCCGAUCACAUGCCGCGGGUUCCUCAAUUACAUGCAACAACUCUUUAUCAUUCAUUUAAUUCAGAUUUGGUCGGCCAUGCACCGCCACCUUCUCCCGCAUCAAGCCAGCAGACGCCCGCCGAGGCCGUCGAUGCACCACCUUCUCCCGCAACAAGCGACCAGACGCCCGGCGCGGCCGUUGAUACACCACCUUCUCCGGCACCACGCGACGAGACGCCCGGCAACAUCGUCAGUGCGAACAAAAGCCAACAUAUAUAUGUGGCAGCACCAAGAAGCAAGUCAAUCUGCGACUUCAGCAGUGAACGCAUGGACAUAUGUGCCAUGCAAGGCGACGUCCGUAUGCAUGGCAAAUCCGCCACCGUCUACGUGGUCUCAGCAUCUGAUGACAGUUACCGGCCAGAGAAUGGAACAGUGAAGAUCCACCUGUACCCGCGCAAGUCGGAGGAAGGAACGAUGCGCGCUAUCCGGGAGGUGACCAUCCGCUGGAGCGGGCUGGAUGCGCCACGGUGCACGGUGACACACGACGUCCCUGCGGUGGUCUUCUCCACCGGCGGCUUCCUCAACAACUUUUUUCACGCCAUGACCGAUGGUCUCAUCCCUCUCUUCAACACUGUGCGGGAGUACGAUGGCCGCGUCCAGCUUGUGGUCACCGACUACAACCACAAGUGGGUUGACAAGUUCCAAGACAUCCUCGCCGCGCUCUCCAUGUACCCGGUCAUCGACUUUGACGCCGACGACAAGGUGCGUUGCUUCCCGUCGGUGCACGUCGGCACCGAGAGCCAUAAGGAGAUGGGGAUCAUCCCUGCUCUCUCCCGCAAGGGCUACACGAUGACGGACUUCCGGAACUUUCUCCGGUCGGUCUACUCGUUGAAGCGUGAGUGGGCGACCCCCGUAAACCGGACCUCCGGCGACAGGCCUCGUCUCCUCAUGGUGUUGCGCCGCAAGUCAAGGGCAUUCGCGAAUGAGGCGGAGGCCGUCACAGCUGCCACAGAUAUAGGUUUUGAGGUGGUGUUGGGGGCCCCGAAGGCCAUGAGCGACAUGGCCCGGUUCGCAGAGGUCGUGAACUCGUGCGACGUGAUGGUGGGCGUGCAUGGCGCAGGGCUCACCAACCUGGUGUUCCUCCCGCGUAAUGCAACGUUGGUGCAGGUCGUCCCGUGGGGCGACAUGAGUUGGGGGGCCAAUGCUGCCUUUGGUGCGCCGUCGGCUGACAUGGGGCUCCGGUACGUCCAGUACGAGCCGACCGCCGAUGAGACGACGCUCAAGUACAUAUACCCGAGGGACCACGCCGUCUUCACCGACAUUGCCUCCAUACACAGGCAGGGGUAUGGUAUGACGUGGGCGAUCUUCCUCAACGGCCAGAAUAUCACCCUCGACAUCGACCGCUACAGAGGGGUGUUGCAGCAAAUCUACCAUGAUAGUGUAACGGUCAAUCCUUCAUUUAAUUCUGUUGCCGCUGUCGAAGCACCGCCUUCUCCGGCAUCAACCGGCGAGACACCCGGCGACGUCCUUGAUGCCAACAGAGAUCUCCAAAACGAAAAGGGGCUCCUAGCCAUGAACACGGGAUUAGAUGGUUCUUCGAUAAAAUCAGAUGUGGCAGCACCAAGAAGCAAGUCAAUCUGCGACUUCAGCAGUGAACGCAUGGACAUAUGUGCCAUGCAAGGCGACGUCCGUAUGCAUGGCAAAUCCGCCACCGUCUACGUGGUCUCAGCAUCUGAUGACAGUUACCGGCCAGAGAAUGGAACAGUGAAGAUCCACCCGUACCCGCGCAAGUCGGAGGAAGGAACGAUGCACGCUAUCCGGGAGGUGACCAUCCGCUGGAGCGGGCUGGAUGCGCCACGGUGCACGGUGAUACACGACGUCCCCGCGGUGGUCUUCUCCACCGGCGGCUUCCUCAACAACUUUUUUCACGCCAUGACCGAUGGUCUCAUCCCUCUCUUCAACACUGUGCGGGAGUACGAUGGCCGCGUCCAGCUUGUGGUCACCGACUACAACCACAAGUGGGUUGACAAGUUCCAAGACAUGCUCGCCGCGCUCUCCAUGUACCCGGUCAUCGACUUUGACGUCGACGACAAGGUGCGUUGCUUCCCGUCGGUGCACGUCGGCACCGAGAGCCAUAAGGAGAUGGGGAUCAUCCCUGCUCUCUCCCGCAAGGGCUACACGAUGACGGACUUCCGGAACUUUCUCCGGUCGGUCUACUCGUUGAAGCGUGAGUGGGCGACCCCCGUAAACCAGACCUCCGGCGACAGGCCUCGUCUCCUCAUGGUGUUGCGCCGCAAGUCAAGGGCAUUCGCGAAUGAGGCGGAGGCCGUCGCAGCUGCCACAGAUAUCGGUUUUGAGGUGGUGUUGGGGGCCCCGGAGGCCAUGAGCGACAUGGCCCGGUUCGCAGAGGUCGUGAACUCGUGCGAUGUGAUGGUGGGCGUGCAUGGUGCAGGGCUCACCAACCUGGUGUUCCUCCCGCGUAACGCGACGUUGGUGCAGGUCGUCCCGUGGGGCGACAUGAGUUGGGGGGCCAAUGCUGCCUUUGGUGCGCCGUCGGCUGACAUGGGGCUCCGGUACGUCCAGUACGAGCCGACCGCCGAUGAGACGACGCUCAAGUACAUAUACCCGAGGGACCACGCCGUCUUCACCGACAUUGCCUCCAUACACAGGCAGGGGUAUGGUAUGACGUGGGCGAUCUUCCUCAACGGCCAGAAUAUCACCCUCGACAUCGACCGCUACAGAGGGGUGUUGCAGCAAAUCUACCAUGAUAGUGUAAUGGCCAAUCCUUCAUUUAACUAG
Molecule: messenger RNA, 2886 nt
Organism: Triticum turgidum subsp. durum (durum wheat)
Lineage: Eukaryota; Viridiplantae; Streptophyta; Magnoliopsida; Poales; Poaceae
Source: the annotation of a GenBank genome assembly